UCGAGUGCAGAGAGUUUAACCACCCCAGAAAAGUCAGCCUAAAAAAUAUCUGAAAAUAUGUUCAAAUACGUGUUGGUCGCCAGCCUGCUGGUCACAAUCGCCCUCGCCGCCCCUGCCCGUGAAGAAUCCGAUGCCGAAAGACAAGAGCGAGAGGAAUUGGAGAGGUAUCAGAAUGAAAAUGCCCAAUACUCCUUCAACUCCAACGUGGAUGACAAGAUCAAUGACGGUCAAAUUAGCCGGACAGAGGAGCGUGAUGGUGGCACUGUGCGCGGCUCCUACAGCUACUUUGAUGGUUUCGUUCAACGCCAUGUGGAAUACAUUGCCGAUAAGGAUGGCUACAGGGUGCUGAAGGACGAGAUGAAGGACGUUGGCAAUGGCCCCCAGUUCAAUCCCGAAGGCCAAGCUGAUGUUGAGGGCUCCCUCAUCGGCAAAUACUCGAUCAAGUUGGACAAGGACGAUGACGAGAAGCACUACAAGGAUAUCCAUGCCUAAGGAGAGGGACUAC
Messenger RNA from Drosophila serrata, 505 nucleotides. It is a transcript of the gene Cpr51A, whose product is annotated as Cuticular protein 51A. Gene Ontology annotation, molecular function: structural constituent of chitin-based larval cuticle. The record is from RefSeq and is a predicted model, not a curated record. Lineage: Eukaryota; Metazoa; Arthropoda; Insecta; Diptera; Drosophilidae. Gene Ontology annotation, cellular component: chitin-based extracellular matrix.